UCGAAGAUAAUAAAAAUGUUUUCGGCCUCCCUUAAAAACUUGGGCGAUAAGACCGCCAGUCUCUUCAGCAAGAAGAAGGAUGAAGCCGAAAAAUUGGCCAAAGAAAAGGCUGAGAACGCACAAAAAUUGGCUGAGGAACAGGCCAAGAAAGUAGGUGAAGCUGUACAGCAAACCAAGAGCGAAGCUGAGAAUUUGGCAGCCAGUACUGCCAAGGAAGCAGCUGGUUUAGCCGCCCAAGAAGCUCAAAAAGCUGGUCAAGCCAUCGAUGCUGGUGUUAACCAAGCUGCUGCCGCUGUAGACAAUACCAAGAAUGCCGUCAACAAUACCGUGCAACAAGUCAAUACUGUAGCCGCCAAUUCCAAACAAGUUGCUGCUAACAUCGCUGAUGCUUCACAAAAGGCCGCUGCCAAUGCUGUCGAUCAAACCAAAAAGGCUGCCAACGAGGCCAUCAACAAAUCCGUCAAGGCUGCCGAACAAGUAGUGGACGCUAAAAUGAAGGAAGCCGAAAAUGCCGUCGAUGGUGUUAUGAAAACUACCAGCCAAGCUGUUGAUCAAAAAAUGCAUGAAGCCAAUCAAUAUGUUGAUCAAAAGAGAGAAAAUUUGGAAAAGACCAUACACGAUACCGCCGUACAUGCUCAAGAAUCUGCUGGCAAUCAAGCUGCCAAUCUUAUGGGCAAAUUGAGUUUGGCAAAAAAUUAAAUCAAAAUUAAAUAAUUAACUAAAGUAAACAUAAACAUCAGCAACAACUACAACUAAUUUAAAAAAAAAUAAACACACUAACUCAAUUAUUAAAAAACAAACAAAAAAGAAAAUAGAAAAAAUCAGAAAAGAUUUAACAGCUUCGUUUAGUUAAAAAAAAAAAUCGUGUGCCAGUUUUGUGAUGUUUUUCAAAAAUAAAAAGAAAAUUGUUUUUUAAAAAUUUAUAUCUAUUUACUACACAGUCAACAACGA
Lucilia cuprina (Australian sheep blowfly) is the source of this 951-nucleotide messenger RNA. The coding region runs from base 16 to 699 and encodes 227 amino acids. The record is from RefSeq and is a predicted model, not a curated record. The transcript has 4 exons. Lineage: Eukaryota; Metazoa; Arthropoda; Insecta; Diptera; Calliphoridae.